GGGGAGUGAGCAACGUUUUGUGGGCUGGGCAUAAUUUUUUUGGUACUUAUACACAGGAAAGGGAAGCACGCCCGUUUCGCACAGAACAAACAGUGGUCUGACCGGUAACUCCUGCGUCGGCUCCGUUCUGCGGGGGGGGGGGGUGUGUGAAGAAAGCCGCCAAUUACAACUCCCCGGGGUUGAGCCAAAGCUCCUCUCCAGUCCGGAAGAACCGCGUGAUCUUUCCUUUCGAGAUGGCGGUGAAGCUGGCGCUGCUUUUGGUCUGGCUGGCCUUCUCGUCGAAGGUUGAAUCUCCACCGAGGAACCUUUACUGUAGUCCUGGAGAAUAUGCAGAUUCUAGAGGGCAUUGCUGCAAACUGUGCCCUGCAGGUACUUACAUUGGUCACAGCUGCAUCUCUCCACAUACGUCUGGGAUUUGUGCAUCCUGCAUCGAAGGAGUAGACUUCACUGCUCAUCCAAAUGGACUUGAACAAUGCUUCCUUUGUGAUGAAUGCAAAUCUGAUAAGAGAAUGGUGAGGCCCUGCACUGUGAAGAGUAACACUGAAUGUCAGUGUAAUGAUGGCCAUUACUGUCCUCCAAGCUGUGAGAAAUGUGUCAGGUGCAAGACAAAGUGUCCUGAAGGGCAGAUAAUUGUACAAAAGUGCAAUGCCACUACAGAUGCGAAGUGUGGCUCACCUCCUACAGAAUCUGUGGAUGCUGCUACACCCAUUGUGACUAUUGGCUUGCCGUUGCUUGUCAUUGUCAUUGUUGGCUUUGUUUGUGUUUUGAUUUAUUUCUUCUGCUGUCGCCCUAGAAGAAACUGUCUCUCUAAAAAGGAAGAAGAAAAAGAUUCUAAAGAUUGUUUGCUGUUUGGUACCAGUGAGAGUCAGAGGGGACAGCUAAGUACUGUAUCAAAAAAUGAGUUGCCUGGGAACGCUGAGAAAAGCAACUUGGCACUGGGCAACACAAAUGAAGUACCUGCUUCUGAGAACGUUCCAUCUGCUCCACCACUGCAAAUGUCAGAUGAUUCUGCCACUGCAAGUCUGCAGUCAAAUUUGCAGGAAUCAAAGAAACGUCCCGUGGUGUUAGUAAAAAAGUCUUCUUGUCCUAAUGAGCUAAGUGAAAUCUAUUUGGAAUCAAAUAAUAUGGUACCAGUAGACGAAUGGAACAUGCUUAUGAGAAAAAGUGGCUUAACAGACAUUGCAAUUGAAAAAAUAAAGUGUGAUUAUUUAUAUACUGACGAACGACGUCAUCAGAUGUUAAAAGCAUUGCAAGCCAGAUUUGGAAUUAAGGAUGCUUUACUUCAUUUAUUAAAUGGCCUAUGGGAUAUGAAAUUUAUGCAUGUUUAUGAAAAUCUAACAAAUGAAUUAAUAAGGAAAGAUAUAAUAACACUGGAAACCACAGACUAAUGUCUUGGUUUUUUAAAUAAAACUGUACAAGAACAGAAUCUGCAAACUACAGAAUGUAAAGGUCUGACUUUUACACAUGACCAUUUUUUACUGCAUGUUACUUUUUGCUGAGGAUGUAUAAGCUGAAAACACAGCUAUUAAAUAUGGAGACCGGUUCCAUUUGUCUGGAGGACAGAAUAAGGCAUGAUGCAUAUAUACAGAUGGGUAUUUUGUAACAUCGAAACUUGACAGUGAUUGUACCUGAACUUCUGUUAACUGCUGCACUUGAACACUUUUGCAAAGGAAGUUGUGCAGACUUCAGAAGACAAUUUGUUUGUCAUCCAUACUGAGAAGAUAGAAAAAUUAAUGUACAGUGCAAAAUGACACAACUUUAAAUACUUAAAAUGUGUUUAUUAUUGUGACCAAACUUCAGUGUAAGGUUUUUACAUUAAUUACAAAAUGUAUUUAUUAACGUUGAUCAGGCUAAAACUGGACAUAACAGUUUUUGCUUUGAGCCAGAACCCCUGUGCUUAUAGAAUCUUUUAUGUAGAAGUGUUGUUCCACUAAAGGGGGGGGGGAAAUAAUGGAAGCAAGGCAGUUCUAUGUCUGCAUUGGCAACACUAUGGUGCACAAGAGAGUAAUGGAUGGAUGGGCUGCUGUUAAAUCUUGUGCUUUUCAAAUGAAAUCUUAGAAUCAUGCAAUUAAUUCUUUUAAGAACAAUUCUUUAACUACCUUUUGUAAGGAUUUUCUAAUAAAAUACUUGUCAUUAAAAAAC
Molecule: messenger RNA, 2142 nt
Organism: Rhineura floridana
Lineage: Eukaryota; Metazoa; Chordata; Lepidosauria; Squamata; Rhineuridae
Product: tumor necrosis factor receptor superfamily member 10A-like
Exons: 10
Coding region: 234-1388 (384 amino acids)
Biological process (GO): positive regulation of apoptotic process; TRAIL-activated apoptotic signaling pathway
Cellular component (GO): cell surface; plasma membrane
Molecular function (GO): protein binding
Source: RefSeq, a predicted model, not a curated record